Messenger RNA from Chiroxiphia lanceolata (lance-tailed manakin), 8727 nucleotides. RefSeq names its product cadherin EGF LAG seven-pass G-type receptor 2 (gene CELSR2). The annotation marks the transcript as partial. Lineage: Eukaryota; Metazoa; Chordata; Aves; Passeriformes; Pipridae. Gene Ontology annotation, cellular component: plasma membrane. The transcript is spliced from 32 exons. Gene Ontology annotation, biological process: cell surface receptor signaling pathway; G protein-coupled receptor signaling pathway; homophilic cell-cell adhesion. The record is from RefSeq and is a predicted model, not a curated record. Gene Ontology annotation, molecular function: calcium ion binding; G protein-coupled receptor activity.
AUGGGCCUUCCACCCGCCCGCCGGGCCGCGCAGCCGCUGCUCCCGCUGCUGCUGCUGCUGCUGCUGCUGCUGCUGCCGCCGCCCGCACCAGGACCCGACACCGGCAUCGCCACCGACACCGGCAUCGCCACCGGGACCGGGACCGGCAUCGGCUUCGCCACCGGGACCGGCACCGGCAGCCGGAGCGGCACCGAGAUUCGCCCCCGCCUUCCCGACGCGCUCCCGGCACCGCUCCAGGCUCGCCGCGGCGGCACCGGGGACAGCGGCGGCACCGGGGACAGCGGCGGCACCGGGAACAGCGGCGGCACCGGGGACAGUGUCGGCUCCGCGCGGCCCCCGCUGAGCGAUGGGACCGCACCGGACCCCGGCAGGGACGGCGGCGGCGUUUGGGGGUCCCGAGGCACCGGCGGCACCGCGGGCGUCAGAGGCACCGCGAGCACCGGCGUCACUGGAACCACGAGGAACGCUGGAGACACCAGGAGCCUUGGAGGCACUGAGGAUGCUGGAGGCGCUGGGGACGCUGGAGGCGUCGGGGAUGCUCCUGGAGGCACCGGGGAUACCGGAGGCGCAGGGGAUACUGGAGGAACUGGAGACACCGGGAACACCCAUGUCCUCAGGGACAACGGGAGUGCCGCGGAUACCGGACACACCGGGAACACUGGCGUCCUCUCGGACAGCAAGAGCGCCAGGGCCAUGCUGAGCGCUGGGGGAGCUGGGGGCACUGGGGGCACCCCAGUCCUCAGGGACAUCAGGGAUACUGGAUACACUGGGGAGACUGGGAGAGACACUGGAAGCACCGGGAAAGUUCCCAGGAGCAGCAGAGACACUGGACAUAAUGAGGGGACUGGGAAAGUCACCAGGGACACUGAGAGCACCAGAGAAGUACCCAGGGACACCAGGAACUCUGGGAAUACUGGGCAUGCUGGGGGCACCAACAUCCCCAGGGACACUGAGAGCACCAGCAAAGUCCCCAGGGACACCAGGGACACUGGGAAUACUGGACAUGCUGGGGGCAACAACAUCCCCAGGAACACCAGGAACACUGGGAAUACCAGACACGCUGGGGACACCAGUGGCACAGGGGACACGAUGGGCUCCAGGGCUGUUGAGGACCCCCAGAUCAGGGCAGCCCCUGGACCCCCCGUGCUCCGCCCCCGCCGGAGCCCCAAUACAGCGCCACAGUUCCAACCCUCCAGCUAUCAGGCCACGGUGGAGGAGAACCGGCCCGCGGGGACGCCAGUGACACGGGUGACGGCGCAGGACCCUGAUGAGGGCGAGGCAGGGCGGCUGCUCUACGCCAUGACCGCGCUCUUUGACAGUCGCUCUGACGCCCUGUUCGCCGUGGACCCCGUGACAGGCACCAUCACUACGGUAGCGCCGCUGGACCGCGAGAGCAAGAGCACCCACGUGUUCCGCGUGACGGCGGCCGACCACGGCGCGCCCCGGCGCAGCGCCAUGGCCACACUCACCAUCACCGUAGGCGAUGCCAAUGACCACGACCCGUCCUUUGAGCAGCCCGAGUACCGUGAGAGCAUGCGGGAGAACCUGGAGGUGGGCUAUGAGGUGCUGACCGUGCGAGCCACUGAUGGCGACACCGGGCCCAAUGCCAACGUGCUCUACCGGCUCCUCAAUGCCGACGGCGCCAACGAGGUCUUCGAGAUUGACCCCCGCUCCGGUGUCGUCCGCACACGCGGCCCCGUGGACCGGGAAGUGGUGGACGCCUUCGAGCUGCUGGUGGAGGCGGCAGACCAGGGCCAGGAGCCCCGCAGUGCCACAGCCACCGUGCGCAUCGCGGUGGAGGACGACAACGACAACGCGCCGCAGUUCAGCGAGCGGCGCUACGUGGCACAGGUGCCCGAGGAUGUGGUGCCCAAUGCAGCCGUGCUGCGGGUGACAGCCACUGACCGUGACAAGGGCAGCAAUGCCCUGGUGCACUACAGCAUCGUCAGCGGCAACACCCGUGGCCACUUCUACAUCGAUGCCCAGACAGGCGCCCUGGACGUCAUCACCCCCCUGGACUUCGAGGUCACCAAGGAGUUCACGCUGCGCAUCCGGGCGCAGGAUGGCGGCCGCCCGCCCCUCUCCAACAUCAGCGGGUUGGUCACCGUGCAGGUGCUGGAUGUCAACGACAACGCCCCCAUCUUCGUCAGCACGCCCUUCCAGGCCACCGUGCUGGAGAACGUCCCUGUGGGCUACUCUGUCAUCCACGUGCAGGCCAUCGACGCCGACUCAGGGGACAAUGGCCGGUUGGUUUACACCCUGCUGGAGACCGGCGCCGGCUUCCCCUUUGCCAUCAACAAUGGCACCGGCUGGAUCGUGGUGGCCUCCGAGCUGGACCGGGAGGCCAUGGACUUCUACAGCUUCGGCGUGGAGGCGCAGGACCAGGGGAUACCCCCCAUGGCCUCCACGGCCAGCGUCAGUGUCACCAUCCUGGAUGUCAAUGACAACAGCCCUGAGUUCACCCAGAGGGAAUAUGGUGCCCGCCUCAACGAGGAUGCAGCAGUGGGGACGAGUGUCCUCACCGUGUCUGCCGUCGACCGCGACGCCAACAGCGUCAUCACUUAUCAGAUCUCCAGCGGCAACACCCGCAACCGCUUCUCCAUCACCAGCCAGAGCGGUGGGGGGCUCAUCUCGCUCGCCCUGCCCCUGGACUACAAACUGGAGCGACAGUACCUGCUCACCAUCGCAGCGUCCGACGGCACCCGCCAGGACACCGCCCUGGUGGUCGUCAAUGUCACUGACGCCAACACCCACCGUCCUGUCUUCCAGAGCUCCCACUACACCGUCAACAUCAACGAGGACCGACCGGUGGGCACCACGGUGGUGGUGAUCAGCGCCACGGAUGAGGACACCGGGGAGAAUGCCCACAUCACCUACCUGAUGGAGGACAGCAUCCCCCAGUUCCGCAUCUCCGCCAACACUGGUGCCGUCACCACCCAGAUGGAGCUGGACUACGAGGACCAGGUGUCCUACACCUUGGCCAUCACGGCGCGGGACAACGGCAUCCCCCAGAAAUCCGACACCACCUACCUGGAGAUCCUGGUGAGCGACGUCAACGACAACGCGCCGCAGUUCCUCCGCCACUCCUACCAAGGCUCCAUCUACGAGGAUGUCCCUGCCUUCACCAGUGUUCUGCAGGUCUCCGCCACUGACCGCGACUCUGGGCUCAACGGCAGGGUGUUCUACACCUUCCAGGGUGGUGAUGAUGGCGAUGGCGACUUCAUCAUCGAGUCCACCUCAGGCAUCGUCCGCACUCUGCGCCGCCUGGACCGGGAGAACGUGCCGCUCUACUCCCUGCGGGCCUUCGCCGUCGACAAGGGGGUACCGGUGCGGCGGACGCCAGUGGAGAUCCAGGUGACGGUGCUGGACAUCAAUGACAACCCGCCUGUCUUCGAGCGCGACGAGUUCGACAUCUUCGUGGAGGAGAACAGCCCCAUCGGGCUGGUGGUGGCCCGGAUCACAGCCACCGACCCCGAUGAGGGCACCAACGCCCAGAUCAUGUAUCAGAUUGUGGAGGGCAACAUCCCGGAGGUCUUCCAGCUGGACAUCUUCUCUGGGGAGCUCACGGCACUGGCCGACCUGGACUAUGAGGCCAAGGCUGAAUACGUCAUGGUGGUCCAGGCCACGUCGGCGCCGCUGGUCAGCCGGGCCACCGUGCACGUGCGGCUGCGCGACGUGAACGACAACAGCCCCCAGCUGAAGAACUUCGAGAUCCUCUUCAACAACUACAUCACCAACCGCUCUGGGAGCUUCCCUGGUGGUGUCAUCGGCCGCAUCCCAGCCCACGACCCCGACGUGUCCGACCGCCUCGCCUACGCCUUCGAGCAGGGCAACGAGCUCAACCUGGUGCUGCUGGACCCCCAGAGCGGGGAGCUGCGGCUCAGCCCCGCCCUGGACAACAACCGCCCGCUGGAGGCUGUCAUGAGGGUCUCUGUGUCCGAUGGCGUGCACAGCGCCAGCGCACAGUGCGUGCUGCGGGUAACAGUGGUCACGGACGAGAUGCUCAGCAACAGCAUCACCCUGCGCUUGGCCGACAUGUCACAGGAGCUCUUCCUGUCACCGCUGCUCGGCCGCUUCCUCGAGGGGGUGGCGGCCGUGCUGGGCACCCCCCGGCACCGCGUCGUGCUCUUCAACAUCCAGGCAGAUACGGACGUGGGGCCGGCGCGGAUCCUCAAUGUGAGCUUGUCGGCACUGCUGCCGCCGCCCGCGGUCUCACGCUUCUUCUCCUCCGAGGAGCUGCAGGAGCGGCUCUACCUCAACCGCUCGCUGCUGGCGGCCACCACGGCACAGCGAGUGCUACCCUUCGAUGACAACGUGUGCCUGCGCGAGCCCUGUGAAAACUACAUGCGCUGCGUGGCCGUGCUGCGCUUCGACAGCUCCGCGCCCUUCCUGGCCUCCGACACCAUCCUGUUCCGGCCCAUCCGGCCCGUGCCAGGGCUGCGCUGCCGCUGCCCGCCUGGCUUCACCGGCGACUACUGCGAGACCGAGAUUGACCUGUGCUACUCCAGCCCCUGCGGUGCCCACGGGCGCUGCCGCAGCCGCGAGGGCGGCUACGCCUGCGAGUGCCACGAGGACUUCACCGGGGAGCACUGCGAGCUGAGUGCCCGGGGGGGCCGCUGCACGCCGGGGGUCUGCCAGAAUGGGGGCACAUGCCUGAACCUGCUAGUGGGGGGGUUUCGGUGCCAGUGCCCCCCCGGGCACUACGAGAAACCCUUCUGUGCCAUGAGCACCCGCAGCUUCCCCCCCAAAUCCUUUCUCACCUUCCGUGGGCUCCGCCAGCGCUUCCACUUCACCCUUGGCCUCACGUUUGCCACGCGGGAGCGGGACGGGCUCCUGUUGUACAACGGGCGCUUCAACGAGCGCCACGACUUUGUGGCCCUGGAGAUCGUAGGGGAGCAGCUCCAGCUCACCUUCUCUGCAGGUGAGACCACCACCACUGUGGCCCCAUUUGUACCUGGGGGUGUCAGUGACGGGCAGUGGCAUCGGGUGCAGCUGCACUACUACAACAAGGCCGUGGUGGGGCGCUCGGGGGUCCCACAGGGCCCCUCGGAGCAGAAGGUGGCCGUGGUGGCAGUGGACGACUGUGACACGGCCAUGGCACUGCGCUUCGGGCACCGCCUCGCCAACUACUCCUGCGCGGCCCAGGGCACCCAGGGGGGCACCAAGAAGUCACUGGACCUGACGGGGCCGCUGUUGCUCGGGGGGGUCCCGACGCUGCCCGAGAGUUUCCCGAUCCGGAGCCGCCACUUUGUGGGGUGUAUGAGGCACCUGCAUAUCGACCAGCGCCCCGUGGACAUGGGCACCUUCAUCGCCAACAACGGCACCCUGCCCGGCUGCCCUCACAAGAAGACCCUCUGCGACCCCACCACGUGCCACAACGGGGGCACCUGCGUGCACGAGUGGGGGGGCUUCAGCUGCCGCUGCCCCCUCGGCUUCGGGGGCAAAACCUGCCAGGAAGAGAUGGCGACCCCGCAGCGGUUCGUGGGCAGCAGCCGCGUGGCGUGGGCGGGGCUGGCGCUGCCCCUCGCCCUACCCUGGCACCUCCGGCUCAUGUUCCGCACCCGCCACCCACGGGGGGUCCUGCUGAGGGCGGGGGCGGGGGGACGCCUCAGCCUUACCCUGCAGCUGAGCGAGGGGCAGCUGGAGGUGGGGACCUGGCAGGGGAGUGCCCCCCUGGCCGUGCUGCGCCUGCCCCAAGCCAAGGUAGACGACGGCGCCUGGCACCACGCGGAGCUGGAGCUGCGGGGGGGUGGGCCCGGCCACGACCCCCCAGCCACCCUCCUUCUCCUCACCCUCGACUACGGCCGCCACCAGGUGGUGGGCGAUGUGCCCGGGGAGCUGCAGGGGCUGCGGCUGCGGACCCUCAGCCUGGGGGGGCUGCCCGGGGAAGGAGGAACCGUGGAGGAGGGAUUCCGGGGGUGCCUGCAGGGGCUGCGCGUGGGGGACGCAGCGGUGACGGCGGGUGCCCUGAGCCUGGCACAGGCUGCCCAGGUGAACGUGGAGGGGGGCUGUGCCCUGCCCGACCCCUGCGACUCGGGGCCCUGCCCCCCCCACAGCUACUGCAGCAACGACUGGGACAGCUUCUCGUGCCGCUGCCACCCUGGGUACUUUGGGGACAGCUGUGUCAGCGCCUGUGCCCUGGACCCCUGCGAGCCCCCAGGCACGUGUGCCCGCCGGCCGGGCACGGCCCCCGGCUACACCUGCCACUGCCCCUCGGGCACCUUCGGCACCCUGUGCCAGCACCGGGAGGCCCAGCCAUGCCCGCGGGGGUGGUGGGGACACCCCGCGUGUGGCCCCUGCAGCUGUGACGCCUCGAGGGGCUUCGACCCCGACUGCAACAAGACCACGGGCGAGUGUCGCUGCAAGGACAACCACUACCGGCCCGCGGGCAGUGAUACGUGCCAACCGUGCGAGUGCUACCCCACGGGAUCGCUGUCGCGGCGCUGCGAUGCCACCAGCGGGCAGUGCCCCUGCAAGGCAGGGGUCAUCGGCCGCCACUGCGACCGCUGUGACAACCCCUUCGCCGAGGUGACAGCGGGCGGCUGCGAAGUGAACUAUGACAGCUGUCCCCGGGCCGUCGAGGCCAACAUCUGGUGGCCCCGCACCCGGUUUGGGCUCCCGGCAGCCGCACCCUGUCCCAAGGGCUCCGUGGGCACGGCCCUGCGCCAUUGCGACGAGCACAAGGGGUGGCUGCCCCCCAACCUCUUCAACUGCAGCACCCUGGCCUUCGCCGCCCUGCGCCCCUGGGCGGAGCAGCUGGUGGGCAACGAGUCGCGCUGGGACGCGGGGCAGUCACGCCGGGUGGCGCUGGCGCUGCGCGAGGCCACGCACGGAACCCGCGGGUACUUUGGCAGCGACGUGCGCCUGGCAUACCGCCUAGCAGGGGCUCUGCUGCGCCACGAGAGCCGCCAACGCGGCUUCCGCCUCGCCGCCACGCAGGACGUGCACUUCACCGAGAACCUGCUACGGGUGGGCAGUGCCCUGCUGGACGUGGACAACAAGCGGCACUGGGAGCUGAUCCAGCAGACGGAGGGGGGCACGGCCCAGCUGCUGCGGCACUUCGAGGAGUACGCGCGGGCCCUGGCACGGAACAUGCCCCAGACCUACCUGAGCCCCUUCACCAUCGUCACCCCCAACAUCGUGGUGUCGGUGGUGCGGCUGGACAAGAGCAGCCCAGCGGGUGCCCGCCUGCCCCGCUACGAGGCCCUGCGGGGGGAGAAGCCUCCAGACCUGGAGGCCACCGUCAUCCUGCCUGACAGCGUCUUCUGGUCCCCCGAGGGCAGGCGCCCCUCCAGCGGGCAUGGGCAGGCCCCUCCGGGCACGGGAGGGCAGGAGAAGGAAGAGGAGGAGGAGGAAGAGGCCGAAGAGGAGGAGGAGGAGGAGGACGACGGCGAGGUGACCGUGGUGACCCGGCACAGGCGACACCCGGCCCUUGGCGAGGGCCAGGCAAUCGCCAGCGUCAUCAUCUACCGCACCCUGGCAGGGCUCCUCCCGCCGCGCUUCGACAGCGACAAGCGCAGCCUCAGGGUGCCCAAGCGCCCCGUUAUCAACACACCCGUGGUCAGCAUCAGUGUCCACGCGGGGGGCACGGCGGGCACCCCCCGGGCACUGGCCAAGCCCGUCACCCUCCAGUUCCGGCUCCUGGAGACGCAGGAACGCUCCAAGCCCAUCUGCGUGUUCUGGAACCACUCCCUGCGGACGGGGGGCGCAGGCGGUUGGUCGGCGCGGGGCUGUGAGGUCGCCUUCAGGAACCGGAGCCACGUGAGCUGCCAGUGUCACCACCUGACCAGCUUCGCCGUCCUCAUGGACAUAUCCCGCCGGGAGAACGGGGAGGUGCUGCCCCUGGCGGCCCUGACCUACGGCUCUCUGGGGGUGGCCCUGGCGGGGCUGGUCCUGGUGGUGCUGGCCCUGGGCACCCUGCGGGGGCUGCACUCCAACCGCCACAGCAUCCGGCGGCACGGCGCCGCCGCCCUGUUCCUGGCACAGCUUGUGUUCCUGUUCGGCAUCAACCAGGCCGAGCUCCCGCUGGCCUGCACGGUGGUGGCCAUCCUGCUGCAGUUCCUGUACCUGGGGGCAGUGGGCUGGGGGCUGCUGGAGGCCCUUCACCUGUACCGGCGCCGCAGCGAGCCCCGCAGCGUGGACAGGGGGCCCAUGCGCUUCUACCACGUGCUGGGCUGGGGGCUGCCUGCCUUCAUCACCGGCCUGGCUGUGGGGUUGGACCCCGAGGGUUACGGGACCCCCGAGUUCUGCUGGCUGGCCCUGCACGACCCCCUCGUGUGGAGCUUGGCCGGCCCCGCCGCUGCCGCCCUCGCUGUCGGCAUCUUCUUCCUGGUGCUGGCGGGCAGGGCCGCGUGCGCCACCCCACAGGGCUUCCAGAAGAAGGGCUCGGCGUCGGGAGUCCGCACAGCGGCCGUGCUCCUGGUUGUGCCCAACCUGGCCUGGCUGCUGGCCCUGCUGUCGGUGAACAGUGAUGCCCUGCUGUGCCACUAUCUGUUUGCUGCCUCCAACUGCCUCCAGGGGCCCCUCGUGUUCCUGUCCUGUGUGGUGCUGAGCAAGGAGGUGCGGAGGAGCCUCCGCCUGAGCUGUGCCCGCCGCCACCACCCCCCACUGGCCACCAAGGCCACCCUGACACCCCCCCCCAGGGGGCUCGGGGGGGCUCGGGGCAGCCCGGCCAUGACGUCCCUGUGCCCAUGCCAGGCGUACAGCGGGGACAGCACGUAUGUGGCA